AUGUCAUACGGGAAAGGUCAUUGUAAUGUUUGGUCGAUUGAUGGAGGAGCACUCAUCAAAAAGCCUAUCAUAUUUGAGGGUCGCAAUAAACCAAAAUUGGUACUUUGUUCACAUUUCACCGAACGAGGACAUAUCAUAACUGGUGAUUCUAAUGGUACAUUAACAAUUUGGGAUACAUAUCAGAUUAAACCAAUUCGACAAGCUCAUAAUGGCGGUGUUUGGGCAUUAUGUUUACUUGGCAAUGGGCAUUUUAUUUCGGCUGGUAAAGAUCGAAUGUUAUUUGAAUGGGAAACUGAUGGUUUAACAAAGAUUCGUGGUCCAAUAACAUUUCCGGAUGAAGGAAGUGGUUGUAUACGUACCAUAGCAUCAACCUCAAGUUCUAAGUUAUUCAUUGGUACAACAAGGAAUACAAUUUGGAGUGGCACAUUGGAUAAUGGUUUUCAACAAAUUCAACAGGCACAUGCAGAUGCUGUAACACAUAUAACAUCGCAUCCAACAAAACCAUACUUUCUCUCUUCUUCAACUGAUAAUAAAUUACGAUUGUAUGAUACAGAAACAAAAACAAUACUUUGGACAUUGAAUGUUAAGGAUGAAAUAUGUUGUAGUGAUUUUCAUCCAAAAGGUGAUACUUUUGUUAUUGGUUUUGCAAAUGGUACAUGGACUGUAUAUAUUUACACAAAUCAAACACAAAUUUAUAGUUUUGAAGAGGAAAUAAAUAAUGCAAUUACAACUAUACGAUUUUCAACAAUUGGCAAUUUUUUGGCUGUUGCAACUAAAGGAAAAAAGUUAACAAUUUACGCCAUAUCGGGUGAUUUCCGCCACUAUGUUAAAGUAUCACAAAUUAUGGAAUUAAAGGCUUCGAUAAAGACGAUGGAUUGGUCAACAGAUGCUACCUUACUUCGAGCUAAUGACAAUGAUCUUCAACAUUAUAUUUGGAAUUCAAGUACUGGCCAAGUGGCUACCAUACAAGAAGCCAAGGAUGUGGAAUGGGCUUCAGCAAGAUGUGUAGUUUCAUUUGAAAAUGCUUGCAUUUCAUAUGCUUUAAUGAAAUCUAUUGCUGCUAUUGAUUGCAGUCCUGAUAAGCGAUAUAUUGCAGUAGCAUUAUCAAAUGGUUUGCUUCGUUUUUAUCAGUAUCCCACAACAACCAUUCUGGCUUCAUACAAAGAAGCACACAAUUGCAGUGUCUCUGCACGAAAUGUUUCUUUUGUUGGAGAUUUGCUAAUUAGUGAUGGUAGCAACGAUGGUGCAAUUUAUCAAUGGAAAUUAUCCUAA
Molecule: messenger RNA, 1272 nt
Organism: Brugia pahangi
Lineage: Eukaryota; Metazoa; Nematoda; Chromadorea; Rhabditida; Onchocercidae
Source: the annotation of a GenBank genome assembly